Charadrius vociferus (killdeer) is the source of this 1450-nucleotide messenger RNA. It is a transcript of the gene MAPT, whose product is annotated as microtubule-associated protein tau. Lineage: Eukaryota; Metazoa; Chordata; Aves; Charadriiformes; Charadriidae. The transcript is spliced from 12 exons. Gene Ontology annotation, molecular function: microtubule binding. Gene Ontology annotation, cellular component: neuron projection. Gene Ontology annotation, biological process: microtubule cytoskeleton organization; neuron projection development. Bases 1 to 1323 code for a protein of 440 amino acids. The record is from RefSeq and is a predicted model, not a curated record.
AUGGCGGAGCAGCGUCAGGACGUCACCAUGAUGGAGGAUCAUGCAGCUGGACAGGAGAAGCACAUCCCGUCAGGCUAUCCCCUUCAGAUACCAGUCGAUGAUGGAUCGGAUGAGCCUGUUUCUGAAACAUCUGACGCUAAGAGCACCCCAACUACGGAAGAUGCCACAGCACCUUUAGUGGAGGAAGGAGACCACGAGGAUCAGGGUGGUGUCGAACAGCACGGGGAGAUCCCAGAAGGAACCACAGCUGAAGAAGCGGGCGUAGGAGCCACCCCCAACCUGGAAGACCACGCUGCAGGAGAUGUCCCUCAAGGUCGUAUGGACAGCAAAGACAAGGAGGGGACUGAAGCUGAGGAAAAGAAGCUGAAGGGCCCGGAGAUGAGAGGUGGCACGAAGACGGCCACGCCGCGGUCUGGAGCCGGGCAGGCUCAGAGGAACUCGACCAAUGCCACGCGCAUCCCAGCAAAGACACCCACGGCCCCCAAGACACCUCCCAGCUCCGGCAGAAAGGAGCAGAAAAAACCACCUCCUGCAGCAGCAAAGUCCGAGAAAGGUGAGCAGCCAAAGUCUGGAGACAGAAGCGGUUACAGCAGUCCCGGCUCCCCCGGGACUCCAGGCAGCCGUUCCCGCACUCCCUCUCUGCCCACCCCACCAGCCAGGGAGCCCAAGAAGGUGGCAGUGGUUCGCACACCACCGAAAUCUCCUGCAUCUGCCAAGAGCCGCAUCCAGCCGUCAGCCGCACCCAUGCCUGAUCUGAAAAAUGUGAAGUCCAAAAUUGGCUCAACUGAAAACCUGAAGCACCAGCCCGGAGGUGGCAAGGUGCAGAUUAUUAAUAAGAAGCUGGACUUUAGCAGCGUUCAAUCCAAGUGUGGCUCAAAGGAUAAUAUCAAACACAUCCCAGGAGGAGGCAGUGUUCAAAUCGUUUACAAGCCAGUCGACCUGAGCCACGUGACAUCCAAAUGCGGUUCCCUGGGCAACAUCCAUCACAAACCAGGCGGUGGCCAGGUGGAGGUGAAAUCUGAGAAACUGGACUUCAAAGAUAAGGUGCAAUCGAAAAUCGGGUCCUUAGAUAACAUCAGCCACGUCCCUGGAGGAGGAAAUAAAAAGAUUGAGACUCACAAGCUGACUUUCCGUGAGAACGCCAAAGCCAAGACCGACCACGGCGCUGAAAUCGUCUACAAGUCCCCCACCAUCUCCGGAGAUGCCUCCCCGCGCCGCCUUAGCAACGUCUCCUCCACCGGCAGCAUCAAUAUGGUGGACUCCCCCCAGCUCGCCACGCUAGCCGACGAAGUGUCCGCUUCGCUGGCCAAGCAGGGCUUGUGAUCGGGGCACGGCAGGCGAAGAUGAGAGAAGACGAGGAAAAAAAAAAAGAAAAAAAAAAAGAAAAGAAACAAAAAUAAUAAUCUGGCCUUCUUCCUCUGUUCCUUUUACAGCUGCUUCCCCAUCCCCU